This is a messenger RNA of Spea bombifrons (plains spadefoot toad), 1017 nucleotides long. Its product is annotated as putative defense protein Hdd11. Bases 131 to 817 code for a protein of 228 amino acids. Lineage: Eukaryota; Metazoa; Chordata; Amphibia; Anura; Pelobatidae. The record is from RefSeq and is a predicted model, not a curated record. Gene Ontology annotation, molecular function: oxidoreductase activity, acting on metal ions. The transcript has 6 exons.
GUGUGAUGAGUGUGUCUGCCCCUCCCUGUGUUACUCGACUGGACUUACUUAAGAUGAGCUGUCUGUCGUAGACAGCCUGGCACUUUCUACCUCUACUCGAAGCCUAGAUUUUCAACCUUUUGUCCACAAGAUGGAUGGUUAUCUACAGAAAAUACUGAUCAUUAUGGUCAUGGUGAGCCCUCUUCGAGUUGUUGCCUACCCAAAUGGCAGAGUUGAGGCAGCCUGCAGCUCAAUGGUACCGAAUCAUGGAGUUCCAGCUCAAACAAGCUCUCCUCCUUAUACUCUGAAUGUAUCUAAAACCACCUACAGCGCAGGAGAGAGACUCACAGUAACUCUCAGUACUAACCCAGGGGCGACCUCUUUUGCCGGGUUCCUGAUCCAAGCUCGUGCUGGAACCAACAGUACUCCUGUGGGUUAUUUUGAGACCAGUAAUGCAGAUACACAGACACUGACGUGUACCACUCCUGCAAGCGCAGUAAGCCACACAUCUAGGACACCAAAACAGAGUAUACAAGUCACAUGGGUGGCUCCAAGUACCAACAUUCCAGACAUUGCAUUCAGAGCCACAGUUGUCCAGACAGGAAUAAUUUUCUGGACGGAUCUUGCCAGCUCAACUCUUACUUUUGAAACAUCUGUGGCAAACAAUACUACAGACAAUGCCACAACGACAGCAAUUAGUAUUACAGGGAGCUACAAUGCUACAGCUACACCCAAUCAAUCUAAUGGCUUCAGCAGCGGAUCCCGACUCUCUAUGCCUGCGAUUCAUGAGCUCCUGUUCCUUGCAACAUUUGGGGUAAUUGUUCGCUUAGGACUUUGAAAUGGAUUCACAAUAAUGUCAAGAUGGAGAGCUUCACGUAUAACACAGAUCUUUGGAGUCAACCUCAUCCCUCCUUAGAUGUUCUUUUUACAUUUUUGAUUCUGAUUCACUGGCUAUUACUUGGAAUGUCUUUUUUAUUGCAACAUAUCAAACUACGUAGAAUGAUGACUUUAAAUAAAAACAAAUAUAUUGUUCCAUUA